This is a messenger RNA of Episyrphus balteatus (marmalade hoverfly), 4153 nucleotides long. RefSeq names its product anillin (gene scra). The record is from RefSeq and is a predicted model, not a curated record. Gene Ontology annotation, cellular component: actomyosin contractile ring. Lineage: Eukaryota; Metazoa; Arthropoda; Insecta; Diptera; Syrphidae. The coding region runs from base 16 to 3888 and encodes 1290 amino acids. The transcript is spliced from 12 exons. Gene Ontology annotation, biological process: septin ring organization; actomyosin contractile ring assembly; mitotic cytokinesis.
GUUUUUUUUACAACGAUGGACCCUUUUACACAGCGAAUGCUUGAAAAAGCCGAACAACGUAGCAAAGCGCUUGGAAUAAGCAAAGCCACUAAAUUUGACCUCCCUCAAAGUGAAAAUACAAAUCCGGUUUUCAAGAAGCCCACACAACAGCAAUCAUCGCAAUCGAAGGCUUUGGUUUCGUCUGCAAGUAGUAAUUUGACUCCUUUGCAACAAAGUAACUCGGGAGCGGGACCAUCAUCAUCGUCAAACAAUCGAUUGAAUGUUGUCCAGAAAAAAGUGGAAAACUUCAAUGAUAAAAAUGACAACACGAUGUCGCAAGAUAAAGUCCGGAGGCAAUUUUCUGUGGACAAAGAAAACAUGGAUCUGGGCAUUGAGAUAAACAUAACUACGGCUAAGAAUAUUGAAGUUCAAGUACAAGUUGAAGAACAAGACAUAAGCGAUGACAGUGAAUCAUCGAACCAACCCAUGGCUAAAUUACGAGAUACCUCUCGUAAUCGCUUGCAACGCUUAGGUGCAUUAUAUUCCAACAAUGAAAUAUCCUCACCAAUUCAUCGCACUGAAGCUAAUUUUCAUGAAAGUGUCCAAGAUGAUGACACCGAAGUCGUUUCCAAACGACCCAGACAAAGAUUUUGUAAACUUGCUGCCCUAGCGAAUUCAAUAAACAACUGGGAAGAUGAUACUGCCCAUAUUGAUGUGAAAUCUGUUGAAUUAAAACCUGUCGAUGCACCAUCGCCACGAAAAGAACCCGAAACUAAGUCAAGGAGAAGUCCCCAACGUAAACCACAAAUUGUCCAACAUCAAUUGAAAGAAAAACCUCAAUCCAAAACUGAUAGUGAUGUCUCAACGACAUCAUCAAACAAUAAUGGCAAUGGCCCCACCACUUCAUCUAAAACAAAACAUUUAAAAUGGGAUCAAAGAGUUAUGGACACUUUGGAAGCACAAGGCUUCCAACGAAGGGAUUCAACAAAUCCAAAACUCGCUUAUGAAUAUGAAAAACAACCAACAACAGAAGUUGUGACCGUUGCGAAUGAAAAAGAAAAGCCAAAAGCAGUGACUAAAACAGUCAACGAAGCGCCUAAAGUAAAACCAGCUGAGGCAAGGAAACAAGAACCAGCAACAACUGCUACUGUUAAAACUGGUCUUGUAUCAGGAAGAGCUGCAGUCUUUGAAAACAAAACACAAAAAGUAGUUCAAGCUAAACCACAAAAAGACCCAACUGAACUUUCACUAAAAGAACGGAUGAAUCUGUUUGAGAAAAAUAAAGGAGAAGCUCUGGUGCCAAAGGCUGCAUUUGGAAUGGCUCCAUCGAUAAGCAAAAUUCGUCAAGAUAAUAAAAGAGUUGCUGAAACCAUUGCUGCAACAAAACAAGCUGUUGAGGAGUAUAACAAAGCUCCGAUUGCUGUUGUGAAAAGUAACGCCGAUACUAAAGUCCGCAAUAAAGUAGCUGCUUUAGUCGCGAAUGCAUCAUCGACAAUUUCUGAAAAUAGAAUCAAAGCCGAAAUCACCAAGCAACGGCAAGAGGAUAUGCAGGUAAUUGCAAAUCGUUUCAAUAGGCAGAAAGAACAAUUCCAAAAGCAACAGCAACAGCAAACCAAGGACGAUGAGGAUGCCAACGACGACGACGAUGUUGAUGAUGAUGAUUAUAUCGAUGGUGCAUCUACAAGUGUAGCUCAACCGAAAGAAGAUAAAACGACCAAAGGUUCAUCGAUGGUACCACCUCCUCCACCACCACCAAUGCCGGCCGGCAACACGAAUACUUACAAGAGACGAAGUCCUGGUAAUGCUAUUGAUGAAAUAAAACGUGCCAGAAAAUCAAAUGAGAUGAAAUCUGCUCCCACUAGUAGCAAUCGAUUGUAUCCGGCUUUGUCUGACUUUGAAUCGAAUGAAUCCGAUAACGAUAAUUGCACUACUGCAACAAUAUCCGCUGAGGAAAAUCAACGCAAUCGUGAUCAAUUCAAUGAGAGUUACAUGGAUUCAGAAGAAGACAGUACAGCUGGAAUUUGCAACGUUAGCUUGGGUCGUGAAAUAAUGCAAGUUGUUCAGUCGAAUGAAUCUCAACAAAACAACAAUGCAAUUGCAAGACAAAAGGAAGUACGUUACGCUGAAAAGGAUCAGUACUACGGUGACAGUUCAAUUAAUUCGUCUGAAGAAGGUUCAAUGGGCAUAGACGACUAUCUAGAUGAAGCACUCGACGAAGAUGUUGAUAACUAUGGACACAGUAACGAUGACGAUGAUGACACUGAUGAACAAAAUGAUAGCAAAGUAUCUAGAUCGAGCAAAGGAACAACAGCAUCAAAUAGUUUCUCCUUUAAGAAAACACCAAAAAAAUACACCCAUUGCAUGCCGAUCUCAGAGGAAAAUGAUGACUAUCAAACGACCUCGGUUACACCAUUCCAAACUCCAGUAAAAUCAGCUUUGACGGUAAAUCAGUCGGAAGAUGAAAACACUGUUACACUAGUGCACACAGUGAGUUUCUAUCGACGUCAGCAAAAUUCAAAUAGUAACAAUUCAACGCCAGUCCGUAAAAUCUGCCGAGAGCAAGAAAAUCAACGUUCUUCGGAAGAAAACAAUGGAUAUCGCCAUAACCAACACCAUCAGCAGCUGCAACAGCAUCAUCAUAAUAGUCAUCAAACAGACACAGAAGGUUAUUCUGAAGAAGAUGAAUCCAACUCUGAGUCAGAUGUACCAGAUGAUAGCUUUCUGGUGCAGGACAAAAUCAAAAAACUUUUAGAUGAGGUUUGCAAACAGCAACAGGUUAUUGGGCAAACCAGUCAGGCAUUAAAUUUGUGUGCUUCUACAAUUGAAUUUUCCGGAUCGACAGAAUCUGUCGAAGGCGAACGUCAUUUAUUGGUUGCAACACAUCGUCGACAAGCAUCGCUGGAUGAAAUCCAAAGAUUGCGUGUUGAAAACAGCCUCCGGCCACUUGGUGCGCCAAAAGAAAAAGGUCGACUCACUAUCCGAGAGAUAACCAUUCCACUGAGGCAGGAUUACAUAAGAAAGCUAUCUGCUGACACCAUUUCAGGGCAUCAUUUAGUUUGUCUAUUAAAAUACAACGAACAUGUCCUGGCCACAAAGACCGUACCCACACUGCCCGGUCUGGUUGCUGUCAAAUUUCCCGACACCUUGCAACUAAAUAAUGUUUAUGCUGAUUUUAGGGUUACCCUUGAAAUUUAUGGAAUGACAGCUCAACGAGAAGUCCUACCACACGAAGUGAAAUACCACAUUAACAUAAACAAAAAGGGUGGCGUUAAGACCCCCAAAAAGAAGGGCAACGAUAAUCGUCUUGUAAUGCCGAUUGUACAAUCGUCAGGUGGGCCACAUGUUGUCCGUACUCCGGCGCUAGUUCAAUACGGAUUUGCAAUAUUCUCGCUGCGAGAAAUUCAAAGGACCACCUGGUCUCUCACACAGGUUUUGGGCGUUAGUCCAUUGGAGGGUGUUGUGCACAUGAAAGUCAAUUGUGAGCUAUCCGUUUCGGUGGAACACAAAGGAUUCCUAACGAUGUUCGAAGAUAUUUCCGGCUUCGGAGCCUGGCAUCGGAGAUGGUGCUAUCUUAAUGGACACGUUGUCAACUACUGGAAGUAUCCAGACGAUGAAAAGAAGAAGACCCCAAUGGGUUCGAUUGAUUUGUACACUUGCUGUUCGACAAAAGUCACAACGGCACCCAGAGAUGUUUGUGCACGAUUAAACACAAUGCUGUUGGAAUGCCAACGACCGGCCCGAGAUGAUGAUGUCGAAUCAAUGCUGCUUGUGCCAAAUGGAAAGAUGACAAUCGUAAGGCAGCUAUUGUCUGCCGACACAAAAGAGGAACGCGAAGAAUGGUGUGCUUAUUUCAAUAAAGCGUUAACUUUGCUUCGGGCGUGGGGUGGUGUACCACCACAACAACAAUAAAUUAUUGUUGUGGUUCUAUGAAUAAAUAUCUAUCUAAAAACUUAGGCAAUAACAAAUCAAGAUAGUUUCGAUAAUAUUAGAAUUGAAAAGUAGAUUAGUUUUUAGAUUUCCAGUAUUUUUUGAAGUGACAAGAAAUGUUAUUAUUUUAUAACUUGGCUGAUUAACUAUUAUGUUUGAACUUAAAAAGUCAGAUAUCAUUACAUCUGGCGUUCGUAUAUUUAAAUACAAUUUAAACAACAAAAAUUCAAUUUACUAAUAUUUAUGA